Sitodiplosis mosellana (orange wheat blossom midge) is the source of this 2043-nucleotide messenger RNA. RefSeq lists its product as uncharacterized. NCBI's taxonomy places the organism in Eukaryota, Metazoa, Arthropoda, Insecta, Diptera, Cecidomyiidae. The record is from RefSeq and is a predicted model, not a curated record. The transcript is spliced from 4 exons. Bases 412 to 2043 code for a protein of 543 amino acids.
AGCAAAAACAUUUUGCUUCUCUUUGGAGAUUUCCCUUUCUGUCUCCAAUUCGUAAAACAGCAGUUUUGACGCAGCAACCGUCACGCCAUGCAAAUGUGGUGUUCAAAGGAUGAAACAUUGACGCCGAACGAUUCGUUUUGCAAAUGUCACUCAGCACAGCGGCUCAUUGGUGUAGGAACAUUGACAAGAAAUUGGCGCACAUUUUUUUGAGUGAACAUUCAACGAAAAAAGGCAUUUUUUUUUGCGAAAUAGCUGCUUUAAUUGCGAGACCAAAACCCUUUUACAGAUUAUUUCGCAAUUUUGAGGCGAGAUCCGCAUUGAGACAGGGAGACAGAGAGCAAACGAAGCCUGAUCUAUUCAAAUCGUUUGGAUUCAUACGAAGUGGACUUAUUGUGACCGAGAUCCAUCGCGAUGGCGAGGCGUAAGCGGCACAAUAAGACGUUUGGUAGGCCAAGGGAGAACAAAGUGCAGAUGAAAAAGCACUCCAUUGUGAAGAAAAAACGUGCCAAUCGGAAAGAAGAUUCAACAAAACAGUCGACAGAAAAUGGCACAAUCGAAAUCGGCGCGAUCAAAUUGGCAUUUAAUUCGAUAAUUAAUCCGAACUUAACAGAAACAGAAAGAGGAUUUCUGAUCCAUAAGUUCUUCGAGAAAUGCUUGAAUGCUACGGAAGUCAUGCAUCUUGCAUCGAUGUUAAUGCUCUACAGAAUCAACGAAGCAUUUGAUGAUGACAAUUUGGACCUCUUCGUGAAUCAAAAUGGAGCAAAUUUGAUUACAGACUGUUUCAACUGUGUCACAUCGGACAACAUCAAAGAUCCACUCACAGCCCAAAUGCCAGACGCAUUUCUCGCGAUGGUGACACAAGGUAGCCCCAACUUUGAAUGGCCACGCCGCCAUCAAAUGACCCGUCAAGUUUAUGCUCUCAAGGACCAGUAUGUGGCCAAUGUGAAUACAAAUUUGGAGACGUACUGUUGGGUGAGAUUGACCCACUUUCUACGUGUAAAGUGCCAUGAAUUCAAUCACAAAGGAAGCUCACUUGAGGUUAUUUAUAAUGCAUCAUACUUGCCUUUCGAUGACAUUGACAUUCGAAAUACGAUGAAAAAUUUGAUGUACAAUGAAGAUUGGACAUCUGAUGAUGAUAAAAGUCGAAAGUCGAAGAUGGAUAUACUGUUUAAGGAAGUGUCUGAGCUUUGUGGCCCAUCAUUCGUAAAAUACUUCACGAUGUACGAAUACAUUCAAAAGGACUGGUCCGAGUCUUUGUGGAUGUGGAUAGGCAUUCAACGCAUUAUCGAGAAAUUUUUGAUCGAUACGGCUCACCUUCGUCAACAUUGGAAAGCAUACGAUCGUGAUCCAGUGAACAAUCGAGAGCCGUCGGUACCGAAGAUACCAAAAGUGAAGAAUUUCGCCGCUAUUCCACUCAGUGAUACAAAACUGAAGCACAUACCAUUCGACCAUCAUGAUUUGAUUGCUAUCAUUGGCCAGUUGAGAAAUGAACGGGGAUGGAAUAUCCGUGCUGAUUAUCGUACAUACUACAAGCAAGGCGAGAACAAAGACGAGGCAUGGGGAAUUGUGUUCGAUAUGGACAAAAUCAGACAGCUCAGAACCGGUUCGAAAGAGUUUUACCACAAAAUCCAAACCAACAGUAGUGCCGUGUCGGUGUUGUUUAGCAGACCCAAACGCAAAGGAGCCGGCGUGACUCUGUCUGAAAUCAAGGCAAAGUACGAAAAGCCAGUCAGCAAAGGCGGUUACAAGUAUGAAUCAGGAAUUGAUCCCGGCCAGAAAACAAAAAUGGCCUGCGUGCGUCGGACUCUCGCUACUGGAACUGAAACCAACAUCAAAUUAUCGAGUAUUCAAUAUCACUGGGGUGCGCGGCAAGGAAUGCGUGACAAACAGGCCACGAAAAUGACCAGGAAGUAUGUGCACAAAGAACAGCGCGACUUGAAUAGCUAUCCGAUCACAUCCGUAUCGCCGCGAGGAUCACAAUGGAAAUCAUUCAUUAAGCACAAAAUCAAAAUGCUGACCGAUUCAUUGGCUACAUCCCAAUGA